Chaetomium fimeti is the source of this 2107-nucleotide messenger RNA. RefSeq lists its product as uncharacterized. Bases 122 to 1924 code for a protein of 600 amino acids. NCBI's taxonomy places the organism in Eukaryota, Fungi, Ascomycota, Sordariomycetes, Sordariales, Chaetomiaceae. The record is from RefSeq and is a predicted model, not a curated record. The transcript is spliced from 6 exons.
CCUGGGUGGUGUUGACAGAGGAACACCGCCGACUUGAAAUCGUCGACGCGACUCUCGCGUCCCGUCCUGCAUAUCGUGUUCCCCCAAGCAGACAUUGAACCAAGGACAUAGAGACGCUACGAUGCUGAUCGCAACGGCGUCGCCAACGUCCACGCUUUCGCCGACUUUGGCCAGCGCGUACGGGCUUGUCCAACCUCGCCAGACCGACUACUUUGGCGGCAGCGACUCGGAUUGUUACAACUUCGGCAAUGGCCUCCAGUGUACAAGCAUCCUCAGCGGCUGCUAUGACGAUAUCCUCGCGGCUACCGACUACAGCUCGGCAGCGACAGCCUGUUUCUGCACCUAUGGCAUCUCCUAUCUCGACUGUUUCUACUCGCAAAUCGCCACGGGGACUUGCGCAAGCUACUAUUUUGGAUCCGCAGGCUACGGCGACUACCAGCGAUCCUACUAUUCCGAGUACUGUGGGAGCAUCCCCCCCGAUGUUAUGGCGCAGAUCGAAGCACCAACUAGCGUGUCCCUAGAUUUCGAAAAGGUAGAUGUGGUCCGAGCCACAGGCGCUAUUCGGCAACCCGACUAUGACGAACCGCCCCAGUACCAAGGGGAGGGAGAACUUCUCAAAGGCGCGUGUAGCCAAACCGACUUUACGCUUGUUGAUGGCGGUAACACCGUUUACUAUGGCGGUUUCGUGGGCUGUGUCAAUGACAGGCCCGAGUGUUGUCCUUGGGCCGUGGCGACUCCAGCCUCGGUUGUGUCAGGUAGCGCUGCUACCAACGGGCCUGCCGUCAAUGCCCGGGACAACAUCGACUUUCCGUCGCCAGUCAACAAUGACUUAGCUGUGCUGGCGAGCUGUGCCGAUGACUACUACUCCAUCUCUGGCGGGUGUUGUCCCAACGGCUUCUGGCCUUUCACGAGGGCUGUAGGUGGCAUCACGCCUUGUUGGAGUUCCAUUUCAACCGUUGAGCCUCCUACGCUCACCCUUGAAAAGGACGCAACAACAAAAGAGAAGCCGACGUCAGCCGUCGUCAACAUCGUUUGGUCGAUGCGCUUUGAGGUCGCAGAUCCCGGGAGCGGCGGACUUUCGACCGCGGCUAAGGCAGGCAUCGGUGCGGGAGCCGGCGUUGCAGCCAUCCUCAUCGCUGGCCUCGCCAUCUGCCUGUGGAGAUCUCGCCGCAAGAACAAGAAGCUCGCUGAAGCUCCGCAACCAGCGGCUCCAGCCCUGGCACAGAUGCAGCAACAGCAGCAGCAGCCGCCCUUUAAACAACCCCAGAUGAUGCCACAAGCCAAUGUGCCAAACGGCCAAUACCCUCCGGGAGCUUUCCACCCCGGCAUGGCAGCAAUGGCAAUUCCUCCCUCAGACCGCACUAGCACCGUGACAAGCGGGACUUCCGUAUCUCCCGGUGUUCUCGUUCCCCAGCACACAGGCACUUCUGGCGGCGGCGUGAGCGAGCUAAGCUCCCAAGGUGGCCAGAACCUGCACAACGCCCAGCCGAGUUACUUUGCCGGCGGUGGCGGUAGCAGGACGGACAGCCCGGCGGUGGGUGUCAACAACGGACAUGGCUAUCCGGCGCCGAUUGCGGAGGCGGAUGAGGGCCAGCAGCAGCAGCAUUAUCCGCAGUAUGGUUACCAGCUUCAACACCCACAGCAAUACCCAUUUCAACCACAACAGCAGCAGCAGCAGCCGCAAUACCUCGCACAGCAGCAGCAGCAGUACUACGGUGCUUCCCCGGUGCAGCAGAUGCCACCUCAGGGACAGGGACAGGGGCCGGGGCAGUACUACGCUCAUCCGCAGGCCGGGUAUGCGUACCCGCAGCAGCAGCAGCCAGUCUAUUCGCAAAACGUGCCCGAGAUGAGUGCCAACAGGGAGGCGGAUCCGCCGCAAGAGGUCAUGGGUAGCCGUGUGCAGCAGCAGCAUCAUGCGGGCUGAGGGACAUGCCGGGUGGUUGUCUUUCUUUGUUUUCGUGUGGCUUUUGGUUUCUGUUCUUGUGUGGUCCUACCACGUAAGGGAAUGCAAGGGAUGUAACAUCUAGACCAUGCCCGGCGUCAGGGGUCGUGAGGUGGUGGUGAUUCAGGGGUGACCAAUAGCUAGGGGUAAGUCAGGGGCGACUUU